Messenger RNA from Drosophila hydei, 9657 nucleotides. It is a transcript of the gene sli, whose product is annotated as protein slit. Lineage: Eukaryota; Metazoa; Arthropoda; Insecta; Diptera; Drosophilidae. Gene Ontology annotation, biological process: axon guidance. Gene Ontology annotation, molecular function: calcium ion binding; heparin binding; Roundabout binding. The transcript is spliced from 22 exons. The record is from RefSeq and is a predicted model, not a curated record.
CGUUGAAGCGUGCGGUCGGUUUGACGGUUGUGCGCGACUUUGAACCACAUACGAAGUUUAACUGCAGAGAAUCGAAAUAAAAUGAAUUUGAAAACGAAAAAUUAAGACAGUUAAAUGCGCCAAACGGCAAUCUUUUGUGAAUGAAAACUUGCUUGUGUUGAAUUUAAUGAAGGAGCGCACGCGUUUUAAAAGUAACUCAAUAAACUCUAAAUUCUAACUACGAUUUGUUGUGCAAAAAAAGUUUUUAGCUUUGCCGCUAACAACAACGCAGACGCCGACGCCGCCGUCGCAGUCGCAAUCGCAGGUCGACGUCGCCGUCAAAAAAGUGCUCAAACAAGAUUUCCACUUGAAAUUCCUGAAUUUCGUUCGCGACGCGCAGCAAACAAAAAAUAAAAGAAGUAAAAUAUAAAUCGAAAGAUAAAAGCGCAAUACAAAUAAAUACCAAAAGUUUCUGCAAGUGCACACAGCAUUUUGAAUGUGUUAUAACGGUGUCUGUCUGCUAUGUAUAUGUAUGCUUGCAUGUGUGUGUUAUAAUUUUUUGCAGUUUGAAAACGCUUUUGGAUUAGCGGCGCUUUUAUUUACAUAGACUGUGCACGACUAAACGAUACUACUUCAAUCGCAGCAUCUAUCCCUAUUUUUGAGCUAUAUAAGAAGAUGCGCGGAACGGACCUCAUGAUGAAGUUGCCGACGAGGCGUCUCUGAACUGCUGACAGCCAAGUGCCAGCGCCAGUGCCAGUGCCAGUGCGUGCGUAUCUCAAAGCAACCAACAGCGACAACAACAACAAUACUGAGUCGCAGCGCAUUUCCGGCUGGACGCACCUACCUAACUAAGUGGACGGCUACCUACGCACUCGCUCGUCACUCGUUGCUCUUCGCUGGCAACUCGUCGCUCGUCGCUCGCUGCUGCUGUUGCUGCCAUUGCAACUGGCCAGCUGCUAUCAGUUCUUCCGAAGCGCGCGGUCGCGACGGGCUGCAAAAAAUCCAAAUAAAUAAGUAAGCGCCGGGAGAGCGCGGUAACAACAACAACAACAAUAACAAUAACAUCGAAAUCAUUAACGAAUAUCGAACAACGAAAUACAGCAAACCAAUGCUCCGCCGUGAACAAUCAAAUACAACCAUAUAUACAUAUAUACAUAUAUAUGUGUGUGUACAUAAAUAUAUAUAGAGAAAUAUAAAGUGCGGAAAAUACGUGAAAAACACGGAAAAUACGGUAAACGGUCGCCAACAAUCCUUUUGCCUUGCGCAAAUAUUUGUGGAAACGUGAUUGCUGUUGACAAAGUGGCGUCCGCACACGCACUCGAUACUUUCAAUUAGGCACGUUGCUUAUAAAUGUGCCACAAUGGCGCCGCCGUCCAGGACGACGACACCAUCAACGGUGCAACCACCGACGCGUUGUAAAGCCACUGUCACGGCAACAGCUAAGGCUCUAAUCCUGCCCCUGUCCCUGUCACGGCCCCUGCCCCUGCCCCUGCCCCUGCUGCUGCUGCUGGUACUAGCUGCAGUCACGGUCCGGGCUGAACCGUAUUCGGGCGGCUUUGGCAGUUCGGCCAUCGCUAGCGGUGGCUUGGGCUCCGUGGGCAUUCACAUACCCGGCGGCGGAGUGGGCGUUAUCACUGAGGCGCGCUGUCCGCGGGUUUGCUCCUGCAGCGGUUUAACCGUCGACUGUUCGCAUCGUGGAUUAACCCAGGUGCCGCGCAAAAUAUCAGUGGAUGUGGAAAGACUCGAUUUGCAGGGCAACAAUUUGACCGUGAUAUACGAGUCGGAUUUUCAGCGCUUGACCAAGCUGCGCAUGCUUCAACUGACGGACAACCAAAUACACACCGUUGAGAAGAAUGCUCUGCAAGACUUGGUUUCGCUGGAGCGACUACGCCUAAACAACAAUCGACUUAAGGCAAUACCUGAAAACUUAGUGACAAGUUCAGCGAGUCUUUUGCGAUUGGACAUCUCGCACAAUGUCAUCACCACGGUCGGCCGGAGGGUCUUUAAGGGCGCCCAGUCGCUGCGGAGCCUACAGCUAGACAACAAUCAAAUCACAUGUAUGGAUGAGCAUGCCUUCAAGGGAUUGUUGGAGCUGGAAAUACUCACACUGAAUAACAAUAACUUGACCGCCCUGCCGCACAAUGCCUUCGGGGGAUUGGGAAAAUUGCGGGCGCUGCGCCUCUCGGAUAACCCAUUCGCCUGCGAUUGCCAUUUGUCCUGGCUGUCGCGCUACCUACGCAGCGCGCCGCGUCUCGCCCCUUACACGCGCUGCCAAUCGCCGUCGCAACUGAAGGGCCAAAACGUGGCGGACCUGCACGAUCAGGAGUUCAAAUGCUCAGGUCUCACCGAGCAUGCGCCAAUGGAAUGCGGCGCGGAGAACAGCUGCCCCCACCCCUGUCGCUGUGCCGAUGGCAUUGUCGAUUGCCGUGAGAAGAGUCUGACGAGUGUGCCCGUUACGCUGCCGGAUGAUACCACCGAACUGCGCCUGGAGCAGAACUUCAUCACUGAACUGCCAGCAAAAUCCUUCUCCAGCUUCCGGCGACUGCGACGCAUUGAUCUGUCGAACAACAACAUCUCGCGCAUUGCACACGAUGCGCUAAGUGGCCUAAAGCAGCUAACCACGCUCGUGUUGUAUGGCAAUAAAAUAAAGGAUUUGCCCUCGGGCGUAUUCAAAGGACUUGGCUCGUUGCAGCUGCUGCUGCUGAAUGCCAACGAGAUCUCCUGCAUACGCAAGGAUGCCUUCCGCGACCUGCACAGCCUCAGUUUGCUCUCACUUUACGACAACAACAUUCAGUCGCUGGCUAAUGGCACAUUCGACGCCAUGAAGAGCAUCAAAACGGUACAUUUGGCCAAGAAUCCUUUCAUUUGUGACUGCAAUCUGCGCUGGCUGGCCGACUAUUUGCACAAAAAUCCCAUAGAGACAAGUGGAGCACGCUGUGAGUCACCGAAGCGGAUGCAUCGCCGGCGCAUUGAAUCUUUGCGCGAGGAGAAAUUCAAAUGUUCCUGGGAUGAAUUGCGAAUGAAGCUAUCCGGCGAGUGUCGCAUGGACUCAGACUGCCCAUCCAUGUGCCAGUGCGAGGGCACAACGGUCGACUGUGCGGGACGUGGUCUCAAGGAAAUACCACGCGACAUUCCAUUGCAUACCACAGAGCUUUUACUCAAUGACAACGAAUUGGGACGCAUUAAUUCGGAUGGCCUGUUUGGACGCUUGCCGCAUCUGGUUAAACUGGAGCUGAAGCGCAAUCAGCUGACUGGCAUUGAGCCGAAUGCCUUUGAGGGUGCAUCGCGCAUUCAGGAUUUGCAGUUGGCCGAGAAUAAGAUAAAGGAAAUUUCGAAUAAAAUGUUCCUCGGACUGCAUCAGCUGAAAACCCUCAAUCUUUAUGACAAUCAAAUUUCAUGCGUCAUGCCUGGUUCAUUCGAGCAUCUCAACUCGCUGACGUCUUUGAAUCUAGCAUCGAAUCCAUUCAAUUGUAAUUGUCAUUUGGCCUGGUUCGCCGAGUGGUUGCGUAAAAAAUCGCUGAACGGCGGUGCGGCACGUUGUGCUGCCCCAGCCAAAGUACGUGACGUGCAAAUCAAGGAUCUGCCGUACAACGAAUUCAAAUGCAGCAGCGACAACAACGAGGGCUGCCUCGGCGAUGGCUACUGUCCGCCGGCCUGCACGUGCACCGGCACCGUGGUGCGCUGCUCACGCAAUCAAUUGAAGGAAAUACCGCGUGGCAUACCGGCCGAGACGUCCGAAUUGUAUCUGGAGUCCAAUGAGAUCGAGCAGAUACAUUAUGAGCGCAUCAGGCAUUUGCGUGCGCUGACACGACUCGAUCUCAGCAACAAUCAAAUCACAAUUCUAUCCAAUUACACCUUCGCCAAUCUAACCAAGCUAUCCACGCUAAUCAUUUCGUACAAUAAGUUGCAAUGCCUGCAACGUCAUGCGUUGUCUGGUCUGAAUAAUCUGCGCGUGCUCUCGCUGCACGGCAAUCGGAUAUCCAUGCUGCCGGAGGGUUCCUUCGAGGAUCUCAAGUCGUUGACACACAUUGCCUUGGGCAGCAACCCGCUUUACUGUGAUUGCUCGCUGAAAUGGUUCUCGGACUGGAUCAAGCUGGACUAUGUUGAGCCGGGUAUUGCGCGCUGUGCCGAGCCGGACCACAUGAAAGAUAAGUUAAUACUGUCCACGCCCUCGUCGAAUUUCGUGUGCCGUGGCAAGGUGCGCAACGAGAUCCUGGCUAAGUGCAAUGCCUGCUACGAGCAGCCCUGCCAGAACAAGGCCCAGUGCCUGGCCUUGCCCCAGCGAGACUACCAAUGUCUCUGCCAGCCGGGCUAUCACGGCAAGCACUGCGAGUUCAUGAUCGAUGCCUGCUACGGCAAUCCCUGUCGCAACAAUGCCACCUGCACGGUGCUGGAGGAGGGGCGCUUCAGUUGCCAGUGCGCGCCGGGCUACACAGGCGCCCGCUGCGAGACGAACAUCGACGAUUGCCUGGGCGAGGACAUACGCUGUCAGAACAAUGCCACCUGCAUCGAUGGCGUUCAAUCGUAUCGCUGCGAGUGCCAGCCUGGGUUCAGCGGCGAGUGGUGCGAUACGAAGAUUCAGUUCUGCAGCCAGGAGUUCAAUCCCUGUGCAAACGGGGCCAAGUGCUUGGAUCACUUCACUCACUACAGCUGCGAGUGCAUGGCCGGCUUCCAUGGCAUCAACUGUACGGACAACAUCGAUGACUGCCAAAAUCACAUGUGUCAGAAUGGCGGCACCUGCAUCGAUGGCAUUAACGACUACGUCUGCAAGUGCCCGGAUGACUUUACCGGAAAAUACUGUGAGGGCCACAACUUGAUCUCCAUGAUGUAUCCGCAGACAUCGCCAUGCCAGAACCACGAAUGCAAGCACGGCGUGUGCUUCCAGCCAAAUGCCGCCGGCUCCGACUAUCUGUGCAAAUGCCAUCCGGGCUACACGGGCAAGUGGUGCGAGUACUUAACCAGCAUCAGCUUCGUUCACAACAAUUCGUUUGUCGAGCUGGAGCCGCUACGCACCAGACCCGAGGCAAAUGUCACCAUUGUCUUUAGCAGCGCCGAGCAGAACGGCAUCCUCAUGUACGAUGGUCAGGAUGCGCAUUUGGCCGUGGAGCUGUUCAAUGGCCGCAUUCGCGUUAGCUACGACGUCGGCAACUAUCCGGUGUCCACCAUGUACAGCUUCGAAAUGGUGGCCGAUGGCAAGUACCAUGCCGUGGAGUUGUUGGCCAUCAAAAAGAACUUCACGCUGCGCGUGGAUCGAGGCCUGGCACGCUCCAUCAUCAAUGAAGGCUCCAACGAUUAUCUGAAGCUCAGCACGCCUAUGUUCCUGGGCGGCCUGCCCGCGGAGCCCGCCCAGCAGGCUUACAAAAACUGGCAGAUUCGCAACUUGACCAGUUUCAAGGGCUGCAUGAAGGAGGUCUGGAUCAAUCAUAAGCUCGUCGACUUUGGCAAUGCGCAGCGGCAGCAGAAGAUCACCCCGGGCUGUGCUCUGCUUGAGGGCGAGCCCAAUGAGGGCGAGGAGGACGACGAGCAGGACUUCAUGGACGAGACUCCGCACAUUAAGGAGGAGCCCGUGGAUCCCUGCGCGGAGCACAAAUGCCGUCGUGGCAGCCGCUGUGUGCCCAAUGCCAAUUCCAAGGACGGCUACCAGUGCAAGUGCAAGCACGGCCAGCGUGGACGCUACUGCGAUCAAGGUGAGGGCAUCACAGAGCCCCCAACAAUCACGGCCGCCGCGACGUGUCGCAAGGAGCAGGUGCGUGAGUAUUACACGGAGAACGACUGCCGCUCUAGGCAGCCGCUAAAGUACGCCAAAUGCGUCGGCGGCUGUGGCAAUCAAUGCUGCGCGGCCAAAAUUGUGCGAAGACGCAAGGUGCGCAUGGUAUGCAGCAACAAUCGCAAAUACAUCAAGAACUUGGAUAUCGUGCGCAAAUGUGGAUGCACCAAGAAAUGCUACUGACUGAAAGAUGCGACUACCCAAUUGCUUAUACAAAGCAAUAGCAGCUUAGAUGUUAGUUUAGGAACACAAUUAAACUUAACUUAUAAUAUGAGUAAUAUUGAUAAUGGUAAUAACAAUAACAAUAACAAUAACUAUAAUAAUAAUAAUAACGAUAAUAGCAGUAGAAAUAGUAGCAGUAGCAGUAGUAUUAACCUUAGUCUUAAGCCGCAUAGCAGUAGAUUUAAUAGCACGGGGCAGCAGCAACUGGGCGUGGCUGCUGUUGACCAGAGACAGGAGGCGGUUUCGGGCGAGGAGGGCUAUGCUGUGGAGGACGCUGAAGCGGACACAGAACGCAUGCAAGCGGACCUCCAUGGCGAUGAUGUAGACGAUGAUGAUGAUGAUGAUGAUGAUGACGACGACGACGACGAGGGGACGAGCUUAUUUGCAGAUGAUGACGAUGAUGAAGAUAAAGAUGAGUAUGAUGAGGAUGACGAGGAGCCGGAGCAGUUGCCCGAUCCCAAGAGUCUUAUCUCAGCUGCUGCACAGCAACAGCCACCACCAGAUGAAGAGGAGGAUAUGGGCUAUGAUGAGGACGAUGAGCGUCUGGCCUUGGAGCGGCCGCGGACAGCUCGUCCGCGUGCCGAUGAAGAGCAUUUCGUGAACGAGGAGGGCAGCGGCGCCGGCGCCGGCGGCUACAAGGCGCGCUUCAGACCCAGCAAUAGCUACAGACAAUUGCAUCUGGAGAACAUACGCAAGAAGCUGCUCACGGAGAGCCAGCAGCAGGAGCCAGCCGUGGCGGUGGCCGUGCCGAGCACUGCGAUUGAUCUGCGCGAGAGCAGCGGCCAUUUUGCUAACGAUGAUGAGGAUGGCGAGGAUAACGAUGACGGUGUCGAUGAUGAAUACGCUGGCAAUGACGAUAGCGCUGGCUUCUUUGCGUCGCAGCGCUCGAAGAGCAGCUCCGGUUCGAAUCAUUAUUUUCGCAAGAAUAGCAAUGAUGCGAUCAAAAUUAUAUCGACGCCGCUGGGCAAGGUGGGCAUUGUCUAUCAGCAGACGCCCACCGAUGCCGAUGGAGCCCAGCAGCAGCAUCAGCUGCAUGCGAACAAACAGCUGGAACAGCAGUCACAGCAGAAGCCAGCGACACAGUUUACGGAUUUCGAUGCCUUGUCACCGGAUCCGGAGAGCAGUCAUCGUUUUCCAUCGCCACAUCCGAAAAUAACGCCCGUACUAACACCCGAUGGCAAGGUGGCGCUGCUUUAUCGCGGUGAUUCGGAGAGCUCCAAGUACGAGCCCAUACGCAAUCUGACGCACAAGUUCACCAGCUCCAAUGCCAAGUCAGCGUCCGAGCCGGUCAAAGCGAGCAGUGACGACUCCUCAGACGACUCCUCCGACGAUUCGGUCUACACGGACAGCGAGGAUGAAAGCGCGGGCGAUAAACCAGUGCCGGCUUCGACCUCGUCUGUGACGCCCAAGCCGCUGCAGCCUGAGAUACUGGAGCCGCCGGCCCAUGCGCCAAACGGUGGCAGCUUUAUAAUACGACCCACCUCUGACUCGCUGCUGCCCAUGAUUAAUCGGCCAUUGUCCGAGGUGCUGGGCAUCAAGAAAAAUCAGUUCCAAGAGACGCGCGUGCGCGACCAGCUGCCCAUGUUAGCCGUCACUGAGGCAACGCCUCGCUCUCUACUUGCUCAGCCUGCACAGCAGACCGAGCACAAGCCGAGCAGCGGUCUGCAUUUCCUCACCAAGGUCAACCUGGCCGAAUACCCCACAUCCAAGCAGCAGUCGCCGCCUUCACUGGGCCAACUGCCCACAGGACGUGACUUCGACUUUAGCCUGGAUAAUACCAUGCUGGAUGAGAGAUCGCGUGUGCGUGAGCUGGAGCGGCAGCGAGAGCGUGAGCGAGAGCAUAAUGAGGCCACCAGCAAAGGCGGGACCGAGGCGCACACAAUUGCCAACGAGCAAUUGCUGUCCAAGACGGAGGUGAUCAACUUGGCCAUAAUACCGCAAUUCAAUGAAGACAUGGAGAGUUUGCAGCGCCUGCAUGAGAGCGGCGGGCUGGGCGGUCGCCGGCACCAUCGCACGCGGCAUCGCCACAAGCAAACAGACGAAGAACUGUCCGGCAUCCACUGCGUCAUGCAGGUCAUGAUGGGCAUUGCGGCCGUAUCCACAGUCUUUGGAAUGCUGGGCACCUUCUUUAAGCAGCGCAUUCUGGAUCAGCUGCGUCUGAUGCACUGGUAGUACAACAAAGGGUAUUCGAUCCGCUUCGAAUACCUUCCCAAACCCAAUCCGAACGCAAAUCCUCGAGCGAAACAAGUCUCAUCAGUAACACGACCAACUUUACCACCAUCAUCAUUAUCAUCAUCAUGUCACCUUUAUUAUGUUAUUAUGAUCUACUAUUCUGAUCUAUUCUGACUACUAGCACAGGAGGCAACACUUUCCCCCUUUAAUACUACUACUAAUGCGCUCACUAUAUGGCCUCCACAUACAUACAUACAUACAUAUACUCAUAUAUCAUAUGCCAUAUUUAUAUAUACACAUAUAUACUCUCUAUUAGGUAGAACUGGAAAGCUGUCGUCCGUUUUAGAUACUGUUCCCCAAGUUCAUAUAACUUAACUCCAAAUAUUGUUGACAACUGUUAAUGCGAUGUUAACUUCUUAACAGCUGCAAAUGUUAGAGCAAUGUGAAACAAACUGUUAACAUAACUACAUAGCUACAGUUGUGUGCUAUACUGAAGACUUUUAUUGUAGUCACAUUAACAGUUGCUGUUACUGUUAACACCACACUGUUAACUACAUAGCAGCAGUUGAGUCCUAUUCUAAAGGCUUCUGUUGUCGUCACAUUAACAGAAUGUAUUAUGUACUUUCACGAUUUCCAGUUCUGCUCUCUAUAUUCACACAUACAUAUAUCAACUGAUGCAUAUAUCGAAAAUACAAUAUUUAUGCAAACUCUAUUUUUUGUCACUAGAAGCGUCCCUGCUUUUACGUUUUCCCAUACUUCUAGUAUACUUCCGCUUCUUUAUAUAUAAUAUAUAUAUAUUUAUAUAUACAAUAUUUAUAUACUUACUAGCAAGCUACCCAGGCGAUGUACAUAUAAAAGCACACUAUAACUGAACCACUCGACUAUAUGUAUAUGAACGCAACUGUAGCCCCUGCCAAAAAAGAGCAAUGGAACUCUUUCCUGACUUUUCCUCCCAACUUGUUUUCGUAUUUCCAAAUCUUUUUUCUCCUUAAUGUCAAUUUAAAAACCAUUCACACACACACACACAAGUUUGAGUGUACAAGCUUUAAGCAAGUCAUUGCAUGUGCCACGCCCACACCGCUAACGCACGCCCACAAAUAUAUACCCCGCCCAACAAAGAGAAAUAACAGCAAGAAAAAGAAGAAGCAUAUAAGAACAUUCCCCCGUCUGCGCACCGUCAACGAGAAUGAAUUGUAGUAACAGUUUCCUUUUGUAGAUAGAAUACAGUUGUUUAAAGAUUUGAAACGAUAACGAUAACCGAUAACCGAUAAAACAAUGAAACGAUAACACGAUACACAAAAAUUCAGCUGCACGCCACAAUAUGUAACGGUCGUUUUAAACGGGCCGCACACUCAAAGAUACGAGUAAAAACGGUAAUUAUAAUAAUCUGCGUGCUUAACGAAAUUCUGUUUAAGUUAGUAAGUUGCUCAACAACAAAAACGAACAUAAAAACAAAAACAAAAACAAAAACAAAAACUAAAAACAACAAUAAGCAAGCAAAAACGGAAACAAAACCA